UUAGUGUUAGAAAGAGCACCUUCCCAGACACACUUUUGGGAAAGGUGUCAGUCGGUGUUUCUGUUACUUUUGGUGUCGGUGUAAUUUUGCCUGUGUUGUGUGGGUCUCUUCUCUCCACGCAGGCGCUGCUUUGGUUUAUUAAAUGUUUUGCUGCCGUUAGCAUAUUGGGAACGAUCAUCAUCACGGUUAAUAAAUGCUGCCUUUGCUUAGCACCAGGAUGUAAAAGACGAAUAUUUGCAGUGAAACGAAUUUAGCCUCAACAGCUGUAUAAGUUCUUGGUCUCAACGACAUGUCCAACUUGAAAGUGGUAACGAUAGUUGUCACUACAUGCCUCCUGUCGUUGCUGAUAUACAUAUAUCCAGACAUCUCUGCCGUGGAAAAUAAUUUACGCCAACAAAUUUCUCCUGAGGAACGAACGCCAGAAAGUCCAACCAAUUGCCUCCCGCUGCCCAAUGCCACGACGGAGAAGUCGCCAGGGAAAAAUUGCACUAUGCCGUUUGCGGUGAUGUUUGACGGCGGGCGACUCGGGAACCAGAUGUGUCAGUACUUGUCCCUGCUGCUGCUGAGGAAAGAAUAUGGGAUCAAGAUCGCAAUUCGAACCAAGAUGAAGAAAAUCCUGACGUCUUACUUCGAGAACGUGUGGGUGCCGCUGAACGGCAGUAAAUGCUUCGCCCAGCACACCCAACCCAUAUCAUUUCAUGAAAUGUACAAGAAAUUAUUCACCUUCAGUGAGGGCAAUCCGCAGGCGUACCCUCUGUCAGAAUCGUACUUUAUUAGCAACUACCCCUGCCCUGUAGAUCUGCUUCUGCCUUGGAGGGAGAAGUUCAGGGAGGACUUGGUGUUCAAGCCUAAAAUCCUGGAGAAAGCCCGUAAGAAGAUCCACAGCUCUUUGGAAGCAGCAGGAUUCGCCGUGUGGGCAGACCUCACUGUGGUUACCGUGCAUGUAAGGAGGACGGAUUAUAUUAACCAUAUGAAGUCACGCUAUGGCUUGGCGCCGUUGACCAAAGUUUAUUUCCAUCGUGCAUUCGAUUAUUUCAGGGAGAGAUUCGAACAUCCUGUGUUUCUGAUAACGACUGAUGACAGAAAGUGGUGCGAGAAGCACCUAUUGGGUCCAGAUGUGUUGUACGCAGGUUCAAAAGAGCCUUCGGUGGACAUUGCUCUGCUCAGCCAAGGGAACCACACGAUCGUCAGUUUUGGGACUUUCGGAUUCGUUGGCGCACUCCUGGGAGGGGGCAUGAUCGUGCACCCGGAAAACAACCCAACUUACAACUGUGAAGUCUCUGGAGUCACGCGGUCGGUGCCUAUCAGUUAGGUAAUCAUUAUUCACGGUAUGGUGCAAUCAGGAGUGGUGCCGGAUUAUGCACGAGGCACAGAAAGUACAGUGCCAGAGGACUACAAGAUAUUAGGGUCAGGGAAACAUGGAACGAAAACUACUAUUUGCCUUUGAUAUUAUGGCACUGAUACCUAAUUACCUAAGUGUUUAUGUUUUCAAUUGCCGGAUACACGUUUUUUUUUUUUUUAAUAUUCCGUCACUUAUUCUUUGCCAAAAAAUACUGAAUCUUAUUCUCCCGAUACCACAGUGGCUUUCAGCUCGAGUUUUAAGUGAAUAUAUUGUCAAAAUGUGCCCCAUAUCUCGGGAAUGCCAGGGUCCUACGGAAGCUUAAUCCGGCCUAGAUCAGUAGUUAUAAGCUGUAUUAAAACUAAAUGUGAUAUGAGAGUGAAUGAGGAAUCUACGUUGUGUGUAUUUUCUUUUAUAUUUAUCAAACGGGAUACGUGUGUGAGAACCUGUCCUUCACUGCAUUGUAGUAAAAUGAAAAUAAGUGAUAUUUGUAAUAUCCACGAAUUGAGCAAAUGUAAAAACCAACUGUAUGUGAUGCGACGCAGUAAAUCUUAUGUUACUUCUCACAGGUUCAAAAUUUCCUUUGAUAAUGUUUUAGAUGUCAGAAUUUCAUAAAACCAGCUGGUCAUAUACAUUAUAUUAUUUUCCCAGGUUAUUCGUUUUAGAGCAAAUGUACCUGAUACAAAAAUAAAUAUUGACCCCA
Molecule: messenger RNA, 2042 nt
Organism: Penaeus monodon (black tiger shrimp)
Lineage: Eukaryota; Metazoa; Arthropoda; Malacostraca; Decapoda; Penaeidae
Product: galactoside alpha-(1,2)-fucosyltransferase 1-like
Exons: 7
Coding region: 290-1312 (340 amino acids)
Biological process (GO): carbohydrate metabolic process
Cellular component (GO): membrane
Molecular function (GO): galactoside 2-alpha-L-fucosyltransferase activity
Source: RefSeq, a predicted model, not a curated record